CCCACGGACCAAUGAGAACACAGCUAAGCUAAUGUAAACGGCGCAUCGAUGGGGUCUACGAUGCUCAUCCUCUGGGUCACCCAGUUCCUGGUCAACUCGAUUGCCGGCACCGAGCCCACCGAUGGUCAGGUAACCAUGGUGACGCUACUCCCGAUGAACGAGAGCUACACGUUCUCGAUGAAAAGAGUUCUCCCUGCUAUACUAAUAGCUGCUGAAAAGGUGUGCCAACCAGGUGGUCCACUAGAGGGGCGCCGUAUUGAAAUCCUCCACGCUGACACCCACUGCGCCGCCAACGAGGCGAUGAACGAGGCCAUCACGUUCUACAUCAACAGAAGGCCCCACGUCUUGCUCGGGCCUAGCUGUGAAUAUGCUCUGGCGCCGGUAGCUAGACAGGCCAGGUACUGGAAACUGCCGGUCAUCACUACGGCCGCUGCCCGGGACUUUUCCAACCUAAAGGGGUCCGCCUACAAGACUCUAACGCUAGUCUGGAGCACAUUGAUACAACUAGUACAGGGACUCUAUACCAUCAUGGAGCGGUACGAAUGGAGCACCACAAAGAUUCUCUACCAACCGGACGGCCUAGAGAACCGAUAUUGCCACUUUGCUGGCGAAGCUCUCCACUUCGAGCUUACCGCCUUGGGCAAGCCGACCACGUACUUCAAGUUCGAGAAGAUCGGCGAGAUGCUUGAGAACAUGGUCCCGGAAAUCGGCAACGACAAAGCCAAAUACAUCACAUAA
Physella acuta is the source of this 738-nucleotide messenger RNA. Its product is annotated as atrial natriuretic peptide receptor 3-like. Gene Ontology annotation, molecular function: peptide hormone binding; signaling receptor activity. NCBI's taxonomy places the organism in Eukaryota, Metazoa, Mollusca, Gastropoda, Physidae. The record is from RefSeq and is a predicted model, not a curated record. Gene Ontology annotation, biological process: signal transduction.